This is a messenger RNA of Angiostrongylus costaricensis, 2358 nucleotides long. Lineage: Eukaryota; Metazoa; Nematoda; Chromadorea; Rhabditida; Metastrongylidae. The record is from the annotation of a GenBank genome assembly.
AUGGAGCGUCGCCAUAGAGAGAUUUCUCUUGAUGAGGUGGAUAUUGAUGGUCCGGCUCUUGUCCAUGUCGAAACAGGUGGAGGUGGAUAUGCUUCGUUCAACUCAGCCGGUCACUCUCAUGACCGAGAUGAAGAAGAGUACCCAGUAGAUAGUGUACCACCCCUAUUCGGUAAAUACGGUGAUUUUCACACAAUAGAUUGGCAACGAGAUCUCGCAAGAGAUAGGUUGCGACAUAAGUUGAUUGUUGAAAAAAGAGCUGAGUUUCCCUUGGGAAUUUUUCAAAGUGCUUGGGAUGCUGGCGCAGGAUGGAUAUGUGUUCUCAUGGAUGGAGUGUGUGCAGAUCGAUUUUGGUUAGAUCGUGAACAUUGCUGUUGGUCUUCAAAUGACACGGUUUUCAAAGACUCAGACUGUAGCGCGUGGACAGCAUGGCCGGAAAUGAUGAAUUACUAUGGAAAGAAUCCGUUUUUUUACGUUCUCGAAUUUGUUUUCUAUGUCGGUUGGGCUGUUCUCAUGGCUACGUUGGCUGUGAUACUUGUAAAGGUUUUUGCACCUUAUGCAUGCGGUUCUGGUAUACCAGAAAUCAAGUGCAUCUUGUCUGGAUUCGUCAUUCGUGGAUAUCUAGGAAAGUGGACGUUUAUAAUAAAAUCUGUGGGCUUAAUACUGGCAUCUGCUUCAGGUCUUUCAUUGGGAAAAGAAGGCCCUAUGGUUCAUCUGGCUUGCUGCAUUGGAAAUAUUUUCUCAUAUUUAUUUCCCAAAUAUGGAAUGAAUGAAGCCAAAAAGCGUGAAAUUCUCAGUGCAUCUGCGGCCGCUGGGGUCAGCGUAGCUUUCGGUGCUCCGAUCGGAGGUGUUCUGUUUAGUUUGGAAGAAGCAUCCUACUACUUCCCAUUGAAGACGAUGUGGCGUUCGUUUUUCUGUGCUCUGGUUGCUGGAAUUAUCCUCCGCAUAGUAAAUCCAUUCGGUAGCAACCAGACAUCACUUUUCCAUGUUGAUUAUAUGAUGAAGUGGACGUUCGUUGAACUUAUUCCUUUUGCGGGACUCGGCCUAUUUGGAGGCAUUCUUGGGAGCAUUUUUAUAUUUGGCAAUAUCAGAUGGUCACGUUUUCGUAAGACAUCGAAAAUUCUUGGCGGAAAUCCAAUAUACGAAGUAAUUGUUGUAACUUUUCUCACUGCUGCUAUUUCUUACUUUAAUCCUUAUAUGAGGAAAAGCGCUUCUAACAUGAUUAAACAGCUUUUUGAUAGAUGCGGUCCAGAAGACUAUGAGGUCAACUUAUGUGACUAUCAAAACAAAACAUUCACAACUAAUAAAGUGGACGAUAACUACCACACUGGCGUGUUUGGUAGUGGCGUACAGAAUGCAAUCUGGCAAUUGAUAAUGGCUCUCAUUUUCAAGUUUAUUUUUACAAUAUUUACAUUUGGCAUAAAAGUCCCAUGUGGGCUGUUUGUGCCAUCAAUAGCAAUGGGUGCUAUUGCUGGAAGACUUGUCGGAAUAAGUAUGGAAGGAGUAUUCCGCAGUUUUCAGAUGCAGAGCGGUCAUUCGAUGUAUUGGUCUUGUCAGAUUGGAAAAGAUUGUGUAAUGCCUGGACUUUACGCAAUGGUGGGAGCUGCAGCUGUUUUAGGAGGAGUAACACGAAUGACAGUAUCGCUUGUUGUCAUCAUGUUUGAACUCACUGGUAGCUUAGAGUUUAUCGUGCCGACUAUGGUAGCUACGAUGUUUUCGAAAUGGAUUGGUGAUGCGAUCUGUAAAACGGGUAUAUACGAUGCUCAUAUUGAGUUAAAUGGUUAUCCUUUUUUGGAUAACAAGGAGGAAUAUCCGUAUUCAACAAUUGCAGUGCAGGUAAUGCGGCCUUCUACUACAGCAGCUGUUGGUAUCAGCAAUCCUGAAAACUGUGCUGAGCGUAACGAGCUCGUUGUUAUCGUCCAGGAUGGCAUGUCUGUCGGGGACAUUGAGCAAAUGUUGCGUGAGAAUAACUAUAAUGGAUUUCCCGUGGUGGUAUCAGCAAAUAGCAUGUAUUUGGUGGGAUUCGUCACUCGGCGGGAUCUUCAACUCGCGUUACACGCUGCACGAAAAACCCAACCCUACAUUGUGACGGAUUCCAUUGUUUAUUUCACAAACCAGGUCCCUGAAUCCACUGCAGUAGGGCCAGCACCACUGAAGUUAAGAAAAAUAAUUGAUCUCGCACCCAUGACAGUCAUUGAUCAGACACCCAUGGAGACUGUUAUUGACAUGUUCAGGAAGCUUGGUUUACGGCAGGUCCUAGUGACAAAGAAUGGCAAAGUUCUCGGGAUUAUCACUAAGAAAGAUAUACUUCAAUUUAUGCGGAAUGCGCAGUCGGGUUUCACAAAUCCUAAUUUUAAAUGA